UUCUUUUUUUAAAAAAAUAAUAAUCAAGAUAUGGAUUCAUCUUCUAUAGAUACUCGUACAGUAUCUACUUGUUAUUCUGAUGAAAAUAAACGGUUACAUGAAAUCAUGUCUAAUCCAGAAGAAUUAGCAUUCUUCGAGACAUUUCUAUAUAAUAUGCAGGCUCAUGAAAACCUACUUUUUAUAGAAGCAUUAUAUGAGCUAAAACAUGAAAAAUCAACUCAAAAUAUAGAAGCUAUUGUGAAUAGAAUUUGGAAGACAUUUCUAGCAAAAGGUGCACCCUUGGAACUCAAUGUGCAGAGUAAAGAGUCUAUUGAAGAAUAUAUCCAAUCACACAAAUGGGGGUUCUUGGAUAAAGAUGAAGUAAUUGAUCAUUUAAAAGAAAUUGAAGCAGAAGUUAAAUUAUUUUUGACCGAGAAAACAAUUGAAUUUGAUAAACUUUAUCGGCCAGAAAGAGUAAUUUUUUAUGACUCAAACUUUAACAAAUACAAAAAAAGGGUCGUUGUUAUUGGCGGAGGUUUUACUGGUUUCACGGUUGCAUCAAUUCUGGACCCUAUGCCACGUUUUCACGUAACUUUGAUUGAUACUAAAGAUUCCUUUGAAUACACACCAGGAAUGAUCAAGUUACUUGUCAGACCAGAAGAAACAUCUUCACUUCGUGUACGACAUGACGCAUAUGUCAAGAAUGGUCGAGUUAUCAUUGGAUAUGCAGAACAAAUAACUCAUGACGCUAAAUAUGUUAAAGUUAAUGAUGAAUUUAUUCCGUUUGAUUAUUUAGUGAUUGCUACUGGAAGUACAUAUCAAUCAAAACUAAAAUCAUUUGAUACCUCCUCACUUUAUCGAUUAUCAGAACUUGCAGCAGAACAUGUUCAACUCAAAAAAGCAAAAUCAGUUUUGAUUAUUGGUGGUGGCUUAGUAGGAUGCGAACUAGCAAGCGAAAUUGCUACCCAUAAAUACCCAGCACCUUAUGAUUUCAAAAAGAAGAUAACCAUUAUUGAUUCACAUAGUUCACUUGUACGACGCAGCUCACCAAAACAAAAAGCCAAUGCUCUUCAAUACUUCGAUGGUCUUGGUGUCCAAGUGAUCUUGAAUGAAAAAAUCGUUGAUUUUGAUACAGCAGAUACAAACUCAUACUUGGGAGCAAGUGGUACACGGUAUUCCGGCUAUGACAAAGUCUUCUUGGCUACUGGGACCACAGCCUGCAGUGAUAUCCUGAAAGGAGAUGGUGAUGCUGGGUUUGAGACAUGUCUUGACUCUUGGGGCCGCAUUCGAGUGAAGCCAACUCUACAGGUUGAACACUGGAAACAUAAACAUAUCUUUGCUGGCGGUGAUGUGACAAACAUUGUGGAAGAAAAGACAGGCUAUGCUGCCACGUUAGCAGGUGUCUGUAUUGCUCGUAACAUCUGUCGUCUAGAAAAAGGAAAAAACCCACUAGAUCAAGGCUGCAAGGGAACCAUGCCUGCGCCAUCUAAACCACUUCAUGGUAUUGAAGAGCGUGGUGGUGUCGGUCGUCAAAGCUUGAGCAACUUCAAAAAGACAUUUGCCUUUUUGAAUCCAACCUGGGCCGCAUUAAAGUACUUUGAUGAAAAGGAGUUUCUGAACAUUGUACAAGGAGAAGCCAAACUUACGACAACAGCCGCCAUUGGGAAAAAACCGAAAGCAUUGGAUUUACCAGGCUCGCAUUAUUGUCAGGAGGAUUCCAAUAGUAGCAUUUUUAACCUAAGUCAUCUUGUUAAACAACAAACAAACAAGAAAACAACAAGCUUGUUGACAUCUUCUCGUAGCAACAGUAGCACUAACUUAACAGCACAAUUUCACCGCGAUCUACAAAUCUCGACCAAGAAUAUGUCAGGCUCAGAUGUUAUUAGUUCAUCUUCAUCGUCCAGCCCACUCGAAAGUCAACUGAAGAAAGAGCUCAUCUCAACUCAAAAUACAUCUCAUUCAGAUGAAUUUGUUUGGCCUAAAGAUAAUCUUAAGCCUCGACCAACACACAAGACUUCCAUGAGUACCUCUCAGUUCUCAUUCCCUAAACAAGUUGACACUAGACAAAGAAGCUUUUCCAACGAUCACAUAUAACACUCUCUUAGAUUACAUUUUGUUUUUUUUCUACAUGUAUAUAUCUACAUAGACUCUCUAUUUAUGUAUAAAUAAAAAAGUUUAACUUUAAAAUAAACUAGUUGUUAUCUGAAC
Gilbertella persicaria is the source of this 2187-nucleotide messenger RNA. RefSeq lists its product as uncharacterized. NCBI's taxonomy places the organism in Eukaryota, Fungi, Mucoromycota, Mucoromycetes, Mucorales, Choanephoraceae. The coding region runs from base 31 to 2073 and encodes 680 amino acids. The record is from RefSeq and is a predicted model, not a curated record. The transcript has 10 exons. Gene Ontology annotation, cellular component: cytoplasm. Gene Ontology annotation, molecular function: electron-transferring-flavoprotein dehydrogenase activity; flavin adenine dinucleotide binding.